Molecule: messenger RNA, 2773 nt
Organism: Notolabrus celidotus (New Zealand spotty)
Lineage: Eukaryota; Metazoa; Chordata; Actinopteri; Labriformes; Labridae
Product: EMILIN-1-like
Exons: 4
Coding region: 830-1354 (174 amino acids)
Molecular function (GO): protein binding
Source: RefSeq, a predicted model, not a curated record
GUCGGAUCAUAGGAAUAUGAAUCGAUACAUCGAUGUAGUGGAUGAAUCGUUACACCUCUAAUGAAUAAACAGUGAGAGCUGAUUUAUUAAACAGAGGACGUCAGAGUCACAGUGUCCGUCAACAAACCUAACACCAACAUUUGUGAUAACACGUCUAACACAAAUACCACCAACACAACCAACGCCAACUUAAAGAACAACUAACGCCUGAGCACCUUUAAUAACACUGACACUAAUGCUAACCACUACCAGCAACAACACCAGGACCAGUGACACCAACUGUAUAACCAGUUUAACCAACAACACCACCAACACAGUGAUCUCAAACACCCAACACACAGAACACCAACACAUCCGCCAUCUUGUCCUCUUUGGUGUGUUUACUGUUUUUAAUAUCUAAUGUUUUGUCAUCGUCUGUCUUGUUGUCGCCUUCAGUCCAUUUUUAAAAUCGUAGUCACUUCCCUCUUGUCGUCUUUGAACACACCCCAAUAUUUUAAAAAGCUGUUCCUCUUCAACAAAUAACUCUGAUGUGUUGAUUUGUUGAGGUAAAAGAAUUAAAAGUUGCACUGUAAACUUUGUGAUGUGACCAGACAGAGGGAAUGAUGGGUGAAAUCAUGUUCUGUGUGGCUCUAUGAAACUUUUUAACUCUGUCACUAGACCUCCUUCACCUUCCCGCUCACUCUGCACACGUGGCCUUUGAACACACCUGCACACCUGUCAGGUUUUCAUUGUGCUUACAUAUAACUCUUAUCAUCGCACAGGCCUGCCAGGACCUCCGGGGCCCCCUGGAGAGAGGGGCUUCAAUGGGCUGCCAGGUCCACGAGGGCCUAUGGGAACUCCUGGGCGACCAGGUGACAGUGGAGUGCGAGGUUUACCUGGUCCCAAAGGAGAAACAGGCCUGUCUGGUGCCGAUGCUCAUGUUCCCAGACUGUCGUUCUCUUCUGCUCUCACGGUUCCGAUGGAGAGAUCAGGAACUAUCGUGUUCGAUAAGAUCUUUGUGAAUGAAGGAGACUUCUACGACCCCCGAACAGGUGUUUUCACGGCCCCUGUUGACGGACAUUACUUCUUCAGCGCCAUCCUGACGGGUCACAGGAAUGAGAAGAUUGAGGCGGUUUUGUCCAAGUCCAACUACGGCAUGGCCCGGGUGGACUCUGGAGGCUACCAGCCCGAAGGACUGGAGAACAACCCCGUGGCCGAGGCUAAGACCACUCCGGGAUCUCUGGCCGUCUUCAACAUCAUCCUGCCCCUGCAGACUCGGGACACGGUCUGCAUCGACCUGGUGAUGGGCAAACUGGCUCACUCUGUGGAGCCGCUCACCGUCUUCAGCGGCAUGCUGCUGUACCAGGACAUGUGAAGCCACCUCACGGGAGAACCUGAACAACCCCAGGAUAAGAUUCAUGACAAACCCACGGAGGCUGCACCCUGAAGUGUGAUGUCACUUCCUCUUUGAGGAGUGUUUGUAAACUGACGACAGAGUAUUAUAAAUGAACAAAGACCUUGACAAAUAUUUGACUGAUUUUAUGCUACUAUUUUAAAAAGUGAGCGUGUCACUUUAAUGACAGAAGGAGGCCUUUAACCUUCUGACUGGUUGAACCAAUCAGCUGAUGUGAUGGGGUCACGUGACCUGACGUCAGAGCAGCACUGUGAGGACGAACUACCCGCAAACCAGGACGAGCUGAGCCGUGGAUCCCCGGCUUCUUACUGCUGCUUGAAACCGUCGAACGUCUUUUUGGAAUCCCAGAACCUCUUGUGUUUGAACAGUUCCAGCGUGGACAGGAUAAACAGCACCCUCUACAGGCUGCAGAGAGCAUUACAGCUCAAACAUGGACUAACAUUGCUUCUUUGAGGCUCACUAAUAACGUCAAGUUGUUUGUCACGAGGACGAUCCUGCUGGAGAGUUUGUGGAGUCAUGAAAAUAAAAACAGCUGAUAUGUAAAGAUAUCUGUCACUGGUCAUGUGAUGACAUAUGUUUGCAUAUUCGACCAUUAGUGAUUGGAAGUCGUCAGAUAUUUGAUUUACAUGGAUUAAGAUAUAUGACAUUUAUUGAUGAUCUACCCGUCAGAUGAUUGAUAACAGUCAGGACACCUUAAUGUAUCACCUGAUAGCAGAACAUCUGCAGAUCCAGAGAUCAAUAACGGUCAGAUAUCUGAUCCUCUAUGAGUCAGGUGAUCAAAAUGAGACAGAUAUCUUUGUGUUAUUGAUUAUCUGAUUGGUAAAUGUUGAUAUUUGACAUUCACUGAUAAUUGGACUGAUGGAGGGUACAAAAACAGACUCUCUCAAGGUCGUUGUCGGUUAUUGAUCAUCUGACCUGUGGAUGUGAUCGUUGGAUCGUUGGAUGGUUGGAUGGUUGGAUGGUUGGAUGGUUGGAUCGUAGGCCCUCGGCCGGUCAGUCAGAGACAGUGAGACUUUAAAAAUGAUGAGAAGCAAACUCAGCGUGUCGCUCUGAAGCUUUGUAAAAGCAGAACGUGUUUUCUGUUUGAUUUAAACGACUGAGAUGAGUUCACUUUGUGGAUGUUUUAUUGUAAGAUGCACCUUUUAUUGUUAUAUCUCUAUUUUCAUGGCAAGGUAUCACAUAAAUUCACUUAAAUGUUAAAUAUUAAAGGACGAAGCUGGAAGUAUUUCAUGUUUCUAGCUAUCAACAAAUCCCUUUAAAAAAUAUUCAUAUGCUUUACUUAAGUUAAUGUUGCCAAAGUGUAAACAAACUGCAUUACAGGAGGAAUCCUGCAUUCUGAGUGUUACUCACAAUAAAACAUACUGAGGAUUUUUCAGGAAA